Molecule: messenger RNA, 345 nt
Organism: Xyrichtys novacula (pearly razorfish)
Lineage: Eukaryota; Metazoa; Chordata; Actinopteri; Labriformes; Labridae
Source: the annotation of a GenBank genome assembly
AUGCUUGCCAACACAUCAUCCACUCUCUUUUGCCUCAGUGGGUCCAUAGGCCUUGUCACAAAAUCAGUCAGUCUUGAUUGUGCUCCUCUUACCCUGGGCCUGGGAUUUCUACUGGCUGCUGCCUCUGCUGUAGCAACAGCAGCUUCAGUGGUGCUGGUACUGCUUGCUGAAGCAGCAGAACUGCUGGCUGGAGUAGCAGAACUGAUGGCUGGAGUAGAAAUGGAGCCACCACAGCAUCAAUUCUUAAGUGGUGGUUCUCAAAGACACGAGAGCGCAGUCUACCAAAGGCAGCUGAGGCCAGAUGCGGGCCUCGAUAUCGUGGUCAAUGUGGCAGGCAGGUGUUAA